This is a messenger RNA of Notolabrus celidotus (New Zealand spotty), 1824 nucleotides long. Its product is annotated as charged multivesicular body protein 4b-like. The record is from RefSeq and is a predicted model, not a curated record. The transcript is spliced from 5 exons. The coding region runs from base 106 to 669 and encodes 187 amino acids. Gene Ontology annotation, cellular component: ESCRT III complex; multivesicular body; cytoplasmic side of plasma membrane. Gene Ontology annotation, biological process: vesicle budding from membrane; late endosome to vacuole transport via multivesicular body sorting pathway. Lineage: Eukaryota; Metazoa; Chordata; Actinopteri; Labriformes; Labridae.
GGCAGCUAACGUUAGCUAAGCUAAUGCUAAACCGUUACCUGGAGAACAGGAGCUAACUGUGUUUAUUAUCACACGGUGGGUUAAUCACUUCACAGAGUCACAGACAUGUCCCAGUCUGUUCAAAUGUUCAGCGGAGGAGAAAAGGUGGACAAGAGGACCUGUAAUCAAGGAAAGGUAGAGAGUCUUCAGGAGAGAGAGGAGUUUCUGGUGAAGAAGAAAGAAUAUUUGAAGACUAGGAUUCAGCAGGAACUUCAGCUCGCAAAGACAAACAGCAGGAAGAACAGACCUGUGGCUCUGCAGGCGCUGAGAAGAAAGAAGUGGUAUGAGAAACACCUCACGUACACCGACUGUGCCAUCAAGGCGGUUAGGGCUGCUCAUGAAGACAAAAAUGUUGUCAACAAGGUGAAUGAUCUGAUGAAGGACUUCACAGAUGAGCAGGCUGACAGCCUGAACAUGUCAGACAGUCUCUACACCGCUGUGAGCUUCGGACUGGAGUUUAAUGAGGAUGAGUUGCUGGCAGAGCUGGAGCGGCUGGAGAAGAAUCUGGAUGAGAGUUUUGUUGAGAAGGACAGUAAGGAGGACAGAGUCUGUUAUCCUGAAGAUUCAUCCAGUGCAUCAUCUUCUCCUCCAGGGAGGAAGCAUGACGACACAGGUGUCAGAUUACACUGAUAAGACAGCGGUGUCCACCAUGGAUUCUUUGUUAAGUCGACACUGAGGAAGACGAGGUGGAGGACCAGUUAGACUAUCUGAGGCGCUGGGUAUAUGACUCAUAAACACACAAUCAGCCUGGACACACCACAACCUAAAGCAAUAGAGGAAAGUGAAGGAUGGAAUAAAAAAAAGUCAAACCUUAUCAGUUUUUGUUCAGUAAGUGUUCAAUGAUUGGGAAAUAGACGGGCAGUUAAUGCACAUAAAGAUAACACGUUUCCUGCUCUUGCUCCGCUUCUUGUUACCUGUAAACCAGAAUCUGGUCCAACAAUGAUGACAGAGAACUUCUCAUUUUGGGGUUAUUUGUGACCGUGUUUUAGACUUUGAGAUUUUAGCCCAGUGACUUUAUUUUCAACACAAUAAGGAGCCUUAAUGGUGUGAAAAUGUUUAAAAAAGUUCACUAACAUGAACAAGCUGAUCCCAGCAGCGUUAGAGCAACCCCAGUGUUUUGUAAAGUCUUGCCUCUCUGGAUGGAGUUUUGUUUCUUAAGAAGAGUGAUGUAAGGACUGUUUCUGCUGAUGUUAUCUAAAGGUCGGUCUCUGUAAACAUGAAUUAAGUAGCUUGUAGAAAAACAAUCUGAGCCUGUUAAUAAGAAGCACUUUAAGAGGACCUGCUUUGAUUUACAGAUUUAUCUGCUGGGAUUAUGUUGCAGCCAUUAAAGCCUGUUAUGAAACUCCCUGCUGAAUUAAUCUGGAACAAUGCCAGAGUGUUUUAGUGACAUCAUCCAAACUCUAAAAUAUGUGAAAGUAGGGACUGUGUUAAGACACUGGACUUCUAUGUCCUGUACGGCCCUCACAGUCACACACAGGCUACAGAUGUUGUAGAGUUGUAUUAUUAUAUCAGGCUGUUGUUCUCGUUCCUUGUUGAGUUCUAACAUCUGUUGCUGAUAUCUAAUGUUUGUGAACUUGGUGAGAUUAUUGUCUCCUUCCCCUUGAGCUCUGAACAUUGUUUUAGCUACAAGUGCAAACUUUAAAAUACUCUGAUCGGUUGCUUUGCUUUCAUUGUUACAUUUCGUGGAACAGUAUUCAUUCUGUUUGCUGUCCGGGUGCUUCUUAUGAAAGUUUAUGUUUUAAAUUCUGAAUAUUUACAAAAUAAACACUUGAUUAACACCUUUAA